Messenger RNA from Dendrobium catenatum, 2394 nucleotides. RefSeq names its product probable GMP synthase [glutamine-hydrolyzing]. Gene Ontology annotation, molecular function: DNA-3-methyladenine glycosylase activity. Lineage: Eukaryota; Viridiplantae; Streptophyta; Magnoliopsida; Asparagales; Orchidaceae. Bases 572 to 1858 code for a protein of 428 amino acids. The transcript is spliced from 7 exons. The record is from RefSeq and is a predicted model, not a curated record. Gene Ontology annotation, biological process: base-excision repair.
UCUAGCAAACAUUUUCUCUUCCCUCCCCCUCUCUCUGCUCCUCCUCCUUUCUCUCUCUGUUCGUUUACAACCAUUUCGCUCGAUUUCUCCUCAGCGGCAGUCUAUAUAGAGAGCGGCAGACCUCUGGUUUGGAUCGGAGAGUCUUCCUCUCUUUCUGGGAUUUCUCUCAGAACAAGUUGUAGGGAAGAGAUCAUAGGCUAUAGGGUGUUAGUGAGUUACUGUUUUAGUUUUAUUAAUGGCACACGGUUGAACGGAAAAUUCCUGAGGAAGAAGCUUGGGAUUUGGGUUGCUUUCGGGUCUCGGUAAUCCAGUACGAAAAUUGCAGCUGUUUCUAGAGUUUCCUUGUCUGAUUCGGGUGGAGGGCGCGAAUUUGUUGGUUCACGAACCCUAAGGCUCAGUUGGGGUUGAAAGUGGACGUCUUUUGGGACUUCGAUAUGUUUAUUUGUGUUUUCAAUGGAGGAAUUGAUCUGGAGGUGGAAUGGAGGUGAUGGGUGGUUGAACCAGUCGUUUUUAUGAGUUUUUGAGUUUGAGAUCUGGACGGGAUAAAGUCAGCGUUUUCCUUGUACUCUUCAUGUCGGGAGCGCCAAAGCUCCGUUCUAUGAAUGUGACGGAGUCAGACUCCCGGCCGGUUCUUGGGCCAACGGGAAACAAAACAAGGUUGACGUCAGUGUCCCGGAAGCCAGCUUCGAAGCCGCUAAGGGAAGCGGAAAGAGCGCAGUCGGGCCUGAAGGAGGAGAAGAAAGAGGUGUCUAUGGUGACGGAUUCUCAGUCUUUCUCACCUCCAAUGAGUCCUGUGGCCGUUCCGAGGAGGCAGAAACUUCUGCUACAAUCUAGCUUUUCUCUGAAUGCUUCUUGCUCUUCGGACGCAUCUACUGAUUCCUUCUGCAGUCGUGCUUCGACGGGAAGAAUUGGCAGGCUAAAUUUUACCUCUAAGCGAAGACAGAGUAUUCCCAAACCUGAGAAGAUUGUGUCGAGAGAGGAGAUUGUGGCUGAUGGUGCUGUGGUGGCAGCAAUGGAGACCUUGCAGAUGAAGAAGAGGUGUGCUUGGGUAACACCUAACACUGAUUCAGCUUAUGUGACCUUUCAUGAUGAAGAGUGGGGUGUUCCUGUCCAUGAUGAUAAGAAGCUUUUUGAAUUGCUUGUACUAUCCGGUGCUUUAGCCGAAUUUACUUGGCCAGCGAUCCUUAAUAAAAGGCAAAUAUUCAGGGAAAUCUUCAUGAACUUUGAUCCUGUGCUGGUUUCUAAAAUGAACGGUAAGAAGCUAAUAGCUCAAGGAAGCAUUGCGAGCUCCCUUCUUUCUGAGACAAAACUGAGAGCUGUCAUCGAAAAUGGACAACUGAUUCUCAAGAUUAUAGAGGAGUUUGGAUCAUUUGAUAAUUACUGUUGGAGCUUUGUGAACCACAAGCCAAUCGCGAGCAGAUUUCGAUACCCUCGGCAGAUCCCGGUGAAGACCCCAAAGGCAGAUUCAAUCAGCAAGGACCUCGUAAGGAGAGGUUUUCGCGGUGUCGGGCCGACGGUCAUGUAUUCAUUCAUGCAGGCCGCAGGUUUAACCAACGAUCACCUCAUCAACUGCUUCAGGUUUGAAGAAUGCUGUGAAUCUGUUAGUCUCAAAGCUGAAGCUUCCAGUGAGAGAUUGAAUCCUGGAGAAGAACUGAAGGACGAUAUUGUUUUGGAUCUUGUCAGAGAUGCUGAAGCAUACAGAAGGACGUUGAAGAAUUGUCUGGUUCUAAAGAAGAAGAGAAGAUUAUGUGAUGAAGCUGGUUUCUGCUUUACUCUUUUCAAUGAGUCUUGGAUUAUGGGAAGCCCCUUGAAGGAAAUUAUGAGAACCAAUGAAUAUAGUUCUGAGGAGAAUCUCUGAAUUUAAUCUCAGCUACAAAUCUGCCAGAAUGAAUUCUUCUGGAGAGAGCCUGUUGCAAUGAUCUCCAAACACUAAUGAAAAUAUUUUGAUGCUGGAGAUCAUUAAUCUGUCGAAAUUAAAAUAUGAAGAUUCUUACUUGUAAACAUAUAAGAUCUGAAGCUACAGUUUGUUGAUAAUUUCCAUCAUCAGCUUUUUUGGUGAAUAGGGGAAGUAAGUCGUUGAAGUACAUAUCCCAUAUUCUUCUGCUAACAUUUACUGAAGCAGCAGGAGGAUGCAAGAUCUUUGGAAGGAUAAACUGGAUUAGUUUUCUUAAUUACAGAUGAUUAGUGUAAUGAUUAAGGUUAGAGAGGGAUAAUUACAUUUUGAAACCUGUGAGGAGGAGCUAAUGGAGGUUGUGUAUAAUCUGGGAAGAAUGGAAGCUCUUCGGGGUUCUGAUACCGUCCAAACUGUACAAAUUUUAAUAGGAUUGACCAUUUCAAUAUCUCUGUUAUAUAUUUAUUUAUUGACAAUUUCAAUCAAGCUGGUCAACCAGCUAA